Belonocnema kinseyi is the source of this 810-nucleotide messenger RNA. RefSeq names its product regucalcin-like. Gene Ontology annotation, biological process: L-ascorbic acid biosynthetic process. Lineage: Eukaryota; Metazoa; Arthropoda; Insecta; Hymenoptera; Cynipidae. The record is from RefSeq and is a predicted model, not a curated record. Bases 1 to 810 code for a protein of 269 amino acids. Gene Ontology annotation, molecular function: calcium ion binding; gluconolactonase activity. The transcript is spliced from 5 exons.
AUGAAACCAGAUGCCGGUCCUCUUUCUUUUGCUGUUCUUGUCCGCGGCAAGAGAAAUAAAUAUGUGGUGGGUGCUGGUAAAGAAAUUUUAUUAGUCACGUGGGAUAGUAGCCAAGAUGAUUACAAUCCUGAAUGCGUAAAAAUAGCAAUUGUAGACAAUAAUAUCCCUGACAACAGAUUAAGUUAUGGAACCGUGGACCCGUUAGACAGACUAGUGUUUGGGACGAUGAACGAAAAUGGACACCCAUUCGGAAAUGUGACCUCUUGUAAUCAUAAUUUUAAAUUUGUAAGACAAAUAAAGGACAUUAUUACGAGCAGUGGUUUCGUGUGGGAAGAAACUGCGUCUGGUCCUUCUAAAGUAUAUUUCGUCGAUGCUUUGUCACAUUAUGACAUCCUAGCCUACUCUUUUCACAAAACAGCAGGAACAUUUAGGAACCAUAUACUCGCCUUGGACUGGUCGAAAAUUUCCAGGAGGGGAACUCCGCGUCGUCUGACAAUUGAUAGGACUGGUAAACUCUGGGUGCCUCUUUAUGAAGGUCGCGGAAUUAUGCAAGUUGAUCCAGCCAAACACAAAAUAGUACAAUAUAUUCCCGUGCCUGCAAAAAGAGUCGGCGCGUGCGUUUUCGGAGGUCCCAACCUUGAUGUCUUAUAUGUAUCAACCAUAGGAUAUGGUCACAAAAAUGAUCCUGAGUCACGUCCAUUUGGAGAUCAAGGUGGUACAAUUUUCGCUUUCAGGGGCCUUGGCGCAAAGGGUUGGGCACCAGAACAAUACAGAAUGGAGAAAAUCCCUGACAGUGUACAACUAAUCUAA